ACCAACAGGCAGCAGCACUGGAAGUGGAGCAGUCAGGACUUGAACCGGUGCCUGUGAAGGAUGUCGACAUGGCAGGCUGUGAUCUCACCACUGCCCCAUGGGCUCAGAGCUCCCUGCAUCCCUCGGAGACCUGGCACAGGGGCAGAGGCAGAGGGCUCAGCGGCCAGCCGUGUGUGCAGCGAGGCUGUGACCCUCCAGUGCUGGGCAGGGCAGUUGCACUGAGUCACGCGACAGCCCUGGGAGGCUGCCUGGGUAUUAUCCUCUUACAAAGGCAAGGACCAAGGAGAGGAGCGGCCAGGUGCCUGCCAGCGGAGGGGCUUGUGUGUGGUCCAGCCUCCUGGCUCCCAGCGCAGCUUGGCACCUGCUGGGAAAGCAAGAGCCUGCUCUGUGGUUCUGCCUCCAUAGGAAGCCAGUCCCAGGGCGUCCACAGACACUAAGCCACACAUGCUCUGGGCUCUUCCGUGGGAUGCCGUGGUAGUGCCUGCUGCCCGUGGUUGGAUGCUCCCUGGAUGACUUGCAGCCCCUAAUGCCAUGGAUUGCUGUAUGGAUGGCUGCUGUGCCAUCCGUGCCAUGUAAGGGGCACUGACAACGAGAGGUCUGUGCCCAUGUGGUAUAGACCAACUGUGGAGUGCAUGUCUGCUGCAGCCUAGCACUUCUGCAGCCUCCUUUGUCCCCAGCCACUCACCCCAGCUCUGUGAGGGGGACCUCUGUGUGACCUGUGUGUGCUGUCAUUCCAGGCCCCAGGGAGUGCCCCACCGCCCGCCCCUCUCUCCAGUGACCGGCCAUCGUGGCCUGCAGCCCCCGGCCCCGCCAUGGAGGACGGGCACGGGCUAGACCUCACCUACAUCACGGAGCGCAUCAUCGCCGUGUCCUUCCCCGCUGGCGGCUGCGAGGAGUCCUACCUGCGCCACCUGCAGGAGGUCACGCGCAUGCUCAAGUCCAAGCACGGUGACAACUACCUGGUGAUUAACCUUUCAGAGAGAAGGUACGACCUCACGAAGCUGAACCCCAAGAUCAUGGACGUGGGCUGGCCGGAGCUGCACGCACCGCCCCUGGACAAGAUGUGCACCAUAUGCAAGGCCCAGGAGUCCUGGCUCAACAGCGACCCCCAGCACGUGGUGGUCAUCCACUGCAGGGGUGGCAGAGGCCGUAUAGGAGUGGUCAUCUCGUCCUACAUGCACUUCACCCACGUCUCAGCCAGUGCUGACCAGGCCCUCGACAGGUUUGCCAUGAAGAAGUUUUAUGAUGACAAAGUCGCAGCCCUCAUGCAACCCUCUCAGAAGCGGUACGUGCAGUUCCUCAGCGGACUCCUGUCGGGCGCUGUGAAGAUGAACACCUCGCCUGUCUUCCUGCACUGCGUGGUCCUGCAUGGCACCCCCAGCUUCGAUGCCGGGGGAGCCUGCCGGCCCUUUGUGAAGCUCUACCAGGCCAUGCAGCCCGUGUAUACCUCAGCCAUCUACAACGUGGGCCCAGAAAGCCCCGGCAGGAUCUGCCUCCUGGUGGAGCCGGCGCAGCUGCUCAAGGGGGACAUCAUGGUGAAAUGCUACCACAAGAAGCACCACACGGCCACCCGCGACACCAUCUUCCGCCUGCAGUUCCACACGGGGGCCGUGCAGGGUUACCGGCUUCUGUUUGCAAAGGAGGAGCUGGAUGGCGCCUGCACAGAUGACCGUUUCCCUGGCUACGGCAAGGUGGAGUUGGUGUUUUCAGCCUCACCUGAGAAGAUGCAAGGGUCUGAGCAUCUGCACAGUGACCACGGAGUGACCGUGGAUUACAACACGACCGACCCACUGAUCCGCUGGGACUCAUAUGAGAACCUGAGCACAGACGGAGAAGUGCUGCACACCCAGGGCCCCGUGGAUGGCAGUCUGUAUGCCAAAGUGCGGAAGAAGAGCGCCUCAGACCCUGGCAUCCCCAGUGGCGCCCAGGCAGGCCCGGCCGCUGGCAGCCCAGACCAUGGCGAACACACGCCAUCUCUGAGCAGUGACUCAGGCCACUCCACGGCCUCCGUCAGGACCGACCGGACAGAGGAGCGGCCGGCCCCGGGCAGCAGCAGGGGCCUGAGCCCCCAGGAGAAGGCGGAGCUGGACCAGCUGCUCAGCGGCUUCGGCCUCGAGGACCCAGGGCACCCGCUGAAGGACAUGGCAGAGACACACGGCCCGCCCAGCGGCACGCGGCACGUGGUGCCAGCCCAGGUGCAUGUGAACGGCGACCCCGCGCUGAAGGAGACAGACAUUCUGGACGAUGAGGUGCCACAGCACGACCUGCACAGCGUGGACAGCCUGGGCACCCUGUCCUCCUCGGAAGGGCCGCCCUCCGCUCUGCUGGGCCCCUUCCCCUGCCACAAGAGCAGCCAGAACUCACUCCUGUCUGACAGCUUCGGCAACCACGUGGGCGAGGAGCCGCACUGCACGCUGGCCCCCGAGCUGGGCCUGGGCCUGGUGGACAGCCUGUGCGAGCGGGAGCGGCUGUGCAGGGGCCAGGAGCCCAGGCAGCAGCAGCUGUCUCUGCGGAAGCCCUCGAUGGCGGCCCCGACGCAGGCCUAUGGGCCUGAAGGCUACUCCACGCAGACGUGGGUACGGCAGCAGCAGAUGGUGGCUGCCCACCAACACGGCUUUGCCCCUGCUGCGGAUGGCCCCGGCCUCGGGCAGGCCCUGCCCAGUGUCCUGGUCAUCCCCGCCCGUGGGGCUAGCAACAGAGUAACUGUCCAGAGGACCUCCUGCAGCGCAGGGGUGCCUGUGCGCGACACCCAGCCACUGGUGCCCAGCCAAGCCUGCCCGAGCAGAAGCACAGGGGACAGGGUCGUGAAUGGAACCAGCCAGGAGCUGGGUGCCAGCCCCUCCCCGGGCUCCCCUACCCUGGACAUCGACCAGUCCAUUGAGCAGCUCAACCGGCUCAUCCUGGAGCUGGACCCCACCUUCGAACCCAUCCCCACCCACAUGAAUGCCCUGGGCAGCCCAGCCAAUGGCUCCGUGUGUGUGGACGGCGUGGGAGGCGCGCUGCGGCCAAGCAGCAGGCUGCAAGGUGCCUCCAGUGACCAGCCCCUGGGUGGAAGACUCCGGAAGCUGAGCCUGGGUCAGUAUGACAAUGAUGGCGGGGCGCAGCUGUCCUUCUCCAAGCAUGCAUGGGGGAAGCCUGGUGUGGAUGUGGCCUCUGGCCUGGUGCCUUUCUCAUCUCCCACAGAUGCCAAAGAGAUGGUGAGCUCUGCGUACCCACCGGACCUGGACAUGCAUGAUGGCAGGGUGCUCCGUGGCAUGGAGCCUGUGUGUACAACCCCAGGAUUUGCCAUGUCUCCAGAAACACCAUAUAGGCAGAAUCCCGUGCGAUACCCCCUGUUCAGCUCACCCGAGCCCCUGCGGAGCAGCGCAGCCGCACUGCACCAAGGAGGGCAUGAGCCCCGAGGCUGCCCCGAGAGCCUGGGUCACACCGUGGGAAUGUCAGAGAGACCCCUGGGUCCUGUGCCCACCAUGCUGGGGGCCGAUGCCCCUGGAGCGCCCAGCUUCCAGCAGACAUUUGCGUCUUCCUGCAAGAUCUCCAGCAAUGGCCCUGGCCCCAGGAGAGAGAGCCCGUCUUCUGCAGACCGUCCGUGGUUGGAGAGCAGCCCCAAGGCCAGCCUUGCCCUGCUGGGAAACAGCCGGCCCGCAGGAGGCCCCCUCGGCACCCACACAUUCCCCGGUUCCAGCCAGGACCCCACGGGAGUGUCCUGCGUCCCGCCCUCGGAGUUCCAGGCCUCUUUCCACAGCCAUGAGCUGCCCCUGGUGGAGCCACCCGAUGCCCUGUGCACCCCCAGUGGCCAGGCCUUCCUAGGCUUUGGUGCUGCCCCCGGGGGUAGUGGUCUUUCAUCCAGGGAGGACCUGGAUACCGCACGGGCCAGUUCCCUCGGAGCAUCCCCCGUGCCUGGCACCCCGCUGACCGCAGCGAGCACCACUGACCACAGCCUCCUGACCCACAACUUCCUCACUGCGGCCUCGGGACACGGCCACCACAGUCCCGGACUGCCAGGCCAGGGGCUGAGCCUACCUGGGCAGCCACCCCUCCCAGAGAAGAAGCGGGCCUCAGAAGGGGACCGCUCCUUGGGCUCUGUGUCCCCCUCAUCCAGUGGCUUCUCCAGCCCCCACAGCGGCAGCACUGUGAGCAUCCCCUUCCCCAGCACCCUGCCCGACUUCUCCAAGCCGUCAUCGCCGGACGGGACCCCGCUGCUGCCAGACAGUCCAGGCGACAAGAUGGUGAUCGUGAAAUUUGUCCAGGACACAUCCAAGUUCUGGUACAAGGCGGACAUCUCCAGAGAACAAGCCAUCGCCAUGCUAAAGGACAAGGAGCCUGGGUCGUUCAUCGUGCGUGACAGCCACUCCUUCCGUGGUGCCUACGGCUUGGCCAUGAAGGUGGCCACACCACCCCCAUCCGUCCUGCAGCUGAACAAGAAAGGUGGAGACUUGGCCAAUGAGCUCGUCCGGCACUUCCUGAUCGAGUGCACCCCCAAAGGAGUACGGUUGAAAGGCUGCUCCAACGAGCCCUACUUCGGGAGCCUGACGGCCCUCGUGUGCCAACAUUCCAUCACGCCCUUGGCCUUGCCCUGCAAGCUGCUCAUUCCUGAGAGAGACCCGCUGGAGGAAAUCGCUGAGAGUUCUCCCCCGACGGCAGCCAACUCGGCGGCUGAGCUGUUAAAGCAAGGCGCAGCCUGCAACGUGUGGUACUUGAACUCAGUGGAGAUGGAGUCGCUGACCGGGCACCAGGCUGUGCAGAAGGCCCUGAGCCUCACUCUGGUGCAGGAGCCGCCACCCGUGUCCACAGUCGUGCACUUCAAGGUGUCAGCCCAGGGCAUCACCCUGACCGACAACCAGCGGAAGCUCUUCUUCCGGCGCCACUACCCUGUGAGCAGUGUCAUCUUCUGCGCUCUGGACCCGCAGGACAGGAAGUGGAUCAAAGACAACCCCUCCUCCAAAGUCUUCGGAUUCGUGGCUCGGAAACAGGGCAGUGCCACAGACAACGUGUGCCACCUGUUCGCAGAGCACGACCCCGAGCAGCCAGCCAGCGCCAUCGUCAACUUUGUGUCAAAGGUCAUGAUUGGCUCCCCAAAGAAGAUCUGAGAGCCCCUCGCAGGCCAGCCGCGCCGCCGCCCAGAGCCCGGGCCAGCAGUUGCUAGCGAGGCGUUGGCCCUCACCUUGUACCAGACUGAUCGUGACGACCUUCUGGGCCCUGGCAGGAGGGCCUUGUGGCUCCACGGACACAGAAUAAGUGACCCCAAUUGGCCCUUCUUGCGAGUGGCUGCUUGACCAGUACCUGCCUGGGACCAAGUGCUUCUGGGUGGCAGGAGCCAGGCCCGCCUGCCCAGGGUCCACAUGGAAGAGGGACAUGCAAAGUGAUGGUAUGGUAGGCAUGCCAGCCUGGGGUUCCUGGCACCCAGACCUGUGAGGUGAGGUGUGCCCAGCCCCCGAGGCAGGUGCCGGGUGACUGCCGGACCUGGCCGUGCCCAGGCACGCACACGCCCUCCUGUGUCUGGGCUUGGAUCUUCCGGGACAGAGCUGGUGAAAGUGACAGGCGGAUGCAGGUGUGAAGAAGGCUUGCGCAGGUCAGACCCUUCCGGAGCACGGCAGGGGACACACGAGGGCCCGUUGUCAUGGGCUGUGUGAGGUCGGAGCCCUGCUCCGUUCUGUGUGUAGGAACAGGGCCAGGGAGAGCCCAGAGAACUCGAGAGGAAGAGAGGGACACGAGAAUGGCGCUUCUGUGUAAUUUAUAUUCUACUCAUGCCAAAUUAUUUAUGACGGUUUGCCUCUGCUGCACUGCACCAGUGUCAGCUACUGCGUCCCGCCCAGCUGUGGGCAGAAGCUUGUCCCUGUGCGGGACACAGGCGCCUGCUUCCAAAGUAGAGGGCAGUGCCUUAUGGUCCCUCCACGGGCGGUGCCCCAGUUGUCUGCCCCACCGCCUCGCCUGAAGAUGUCCUUUUGUGCACAGCCAGCAUUACCUGGGUGACGCCAUGGCCCAGCUUUGGCUUCAUGGCAAAUCCUGAGUGUGCACUGGCUGCACCUGCAGGGCCUCUGUCACUGCUGGGACUGAGGGACAAGGGCGAGGCCACGGAGGAGCAGCAGGGAUCUCGGGAUGUACAGGCCAUGUUCCAUGAUCCAGUCCUGACCGUGCUAGCCACGUAACCAGCUCAGUCACUUCCCGCUCAGAUGCGUGACCCAGGGCCAGGGUUUUCUCGCCUGGUGAUCUGUGGUCCAGGGUGUGGGAGAAGCCAGGGUCCCUAGAACUUGACCCAAGUGACAGGUGAGCUGGGUCCCGUGGAAGCCAAGCCUGGAUAUCCCGCGCCGGGUGCUCUGGGGCGCACGCACCAGCCCGUCGCAGUCGCCCUGAACACUGUCCCCUGCAUUCCUCGCAGCGCUCGGGCCAGCUUCCCGGCGACAGGAGCCAAGCCGGCUUUGCACGAGGCUUUGUGAGUUCUGCGGUCUGCCAUGAGGGCGGGUGGAUGAGCAGAUCCAGUCCAGUCACGGUGGGCAUGUCUGUGUGUGAGAGCGGGUGAGCCGUUCUGCUUUGUAGCUCCUAUCAAUUCAAACGCAAGUGCCUCAUUUCUGUGCCAAAUAUUUGCCUUGUUCCCGGUCACAGCCUGACCCUCGGAGGCCCCAAGGCCUUCUGCAAUGGCGUCCGAUGGGGACAAGGGUACAGGGGUCUGGGCUGUCCCUGCGGUGUCUCAACCUUGCUGGGUCGCAGAGGGCUGCAGGUCAGGCCCCUCGCCCCUCUGCUGCUCGUGAGGGCGCAGGCGUGGUACGCAGCCGUCGGGGCCUCCAAGGAGGUCACUUUACAUCCCCAGGAACUGGCUGCAUGCGAGCUCCCCAGGGAGCCCAUCUCAGAAGGACCGCUACUUGUGUGUUAUGUGCCAGUGAGCAUGAGACGAGCCAGCUCCCCGACCGUACUUGUGCAGGUGACACACGACGGGCGUGUUUCCAGGGCUGCCGGGGCCCACUGCCCCACGCAUAGCGGUGUGUGCUGUGUUAGGUGUAACCGUGGUCAAGCCGCACAGCAUGGAGAGCCUCGCACUGGCCCCGACCUGCCUGACCCGUUGGCGCGUGUUUUUACCUUUCUGAUACUGUAAAGAGUAUAUCCAGUAUGUAAAUGGUCUAUAAAGCCUUUGUAUAGUCGUUUUCUCUGCUCCUUAAUCGUCACUUCUAGGUGGAGUGUAAUAAAACGACGAAAUUGGUA
This is a messenger RNA of Ochotona curzoniae (black-lipped pika), 7194 nucleotides long. RefSeq names its product tensin 3 (gene TNS3). The coding region runs from base 813 to 5087 and encodes 1424 amino acids. Gene Ontology annotation, molecular function: phosphatase activity; protein binding. The record is from RefSeq and is a predicted model, not a curated record. Gene Ontology annotation, biological process: dephosphorylation. The transcript has 27 exons. Lineage: Eukaryota; Metazoa; Chordata; Mammalia; Lagomorpha; Ochotonidae.